This is a messenger RNA of Solanum verrucosum, 845 nucleotides long. RefSeq names its product bifunctional monodehydroascorbate reductase and carbonic anhydrase nectarin-3-like. The coding region runs from base 30 to 845 and encodes 271 amino acids. Gene Ontology annotation, molecular function: carbonate dehydratase activity; zinc ion binding. Lineage: Eukaryota; Viridiplantae; Streptophyta; Magnoliopsida; Solanales; Solanaceae. The record is from RefSeq and is a predicted model, not a curated record. The transcript has 7 exons.
CUUCUAAGUAUAGUUGAAGAUAUAAUAAUAUGAAUAUGGCAACAAUAACCAAAAUGUUGUUUAUGUCUUUUGCUUUCCUUUCAAGUGCAUUUCUUGCAAGAUCUGGAGAAGUUGAUUAUGAGAGUGAGUUUAGUUACGUUGAAAACGCGGAGAUUAAUGGACCAGCUAACUGGAGCAAUAUUCAUCCAAAUUGGAUCAAAUGCAAAACUGGAAAAAUGCAGUCUCCAAUUGAUUUUCCUAACAAUAAGGUUGAAAUUGUUUCCAAUUUAGGAAUACUUCAAAAAUUCUACAAACCAUCAAAUGCCACUCUCUUGAACAGAGGCCAUGAUAUAAUGUUGAGAUGGGAUGAUGGAGGAUUUUUGAAGAUAAAUGGCACUCAAUAUCGACUUAAACAAGUUCAUUGGCACACACCUUCUGAACAUACCAUCGAUGGAAAAAGGUUUGAUAUGGAGGGUCAUUUGGUACAUGAAACGAAUGAUGGAAAGAAUAUUGCAGUCAUUGGAAUCCUUUACGAGAUUGGAUUAUUUCCUGAUCUCUUCCUAACUAUGAUAGAGAAGGAUUUAGAAGCUCUUAGACUUGCAGAUCAAAAAGCCAUUGGAAUUAAUUAUCCAAAUCUAAUAAAAAUAGAUGAAAAAAGAUAUUACAGGUAUAUGGGCUCCUUAACAGUACCAGCUUGCACUGAAAAUGUUAUUUGGACUAUUGAUGGAAAGGUUAAAACUGUAACCAGAAAACAAAUUCAACUGCUCCGAGAUGUUGUUCAUGAUGGAUUCGAAUACAAUGCCAGACCAAUUCAGCCAUUAAACGGACGUCCUAUCAAAUUCAACAAACCUUGGUCAUUUGCUUGA